AUGAAUCAGUUGAAAAGUCGACGAUUCAGCCUUGAGAGCAUCGUGGUUUGUAAAACUCGAAAAAAAUUCAUUAUUGGUCGUAAUCAAAGUCUUAUCACAACUUUGACUGCAACAAGAUUAUGUUGUUGUUUUGAUUAUUUCGUGUCACUUCUUUUGACUUUAAGAUUUCAAAUUUAUGAAAUUUCUGACAUCAAUUCACAUUAA
Molecule: messenger RNA, 204 nt
Organism: Clunio marinus
Lineage: Eukaryota; Metazoa; Arthropoda; Insecta; Diptera; Chironomidae
Source: the annotation of a GenBank genome assembly